AUGGCUUCAUACAAUACGCCCUAUCCCGCUCCAGCGCCGACGCUCUACGAUCCCACUAGAUCCGCGUCACUUGGCAACAAUACCCCAAGCAGAUCAGGAAGUUAUCUGCGCUCCCAGAUGAAGUCGUCUUCCCCGCCACUUACAAGCUCUGCUCGGGUGAGUAAAGCAAUGAAAGGGAAGCGCGUACAUGCAUGCGAGCAUCCGGGAUGCUUCAAGGUAUUCACCAGAGCCGAACACCGGAGACGCCAUGAACUCAGCCAUGAACCAAAAAAGCAAUAUACGUGCACAUACGAGGGAUGCGGAAAGGCAUUCCAUCGCGCAGAUUACUUGAAUCAGCAUCUUUCCCGACACGCACCUUCAACACCCAAAGCAAAGAAGCCGCAUGCGCGCAGCGAAACGAAAUCUCGUCGAUCGAGUGAGCCGCACCCACAACAGCAUCAACAACCGCUUCAGCUUCAGCAGCCACAAACGCCACAACUAGCGAGGCAGUCCACCACUCCCACUCCGACUUCCGUACCUAUAGCCCAAGAUCCUAGCUGCACACGAGCGUGGGGGAGCAUCGACUCUUUCAUCUCAUGCUCGCAGUGUUCCAGGGGCCCAAGUCAGUCGCCAGUCUCCGUCGACGAGUACCCGUCUCCAUAUUCCUACACCGGUGAAACAUGCAGCUCACCUCUCCCAAGCGACACAUUCACAAACCCUCAGUACCCUUCAUCGGGCAUGCCCGUUGAGAUGGUGACAGUCAUUGACCAAUAUCUUCGGAGCAUUCUGAAGCCCGAGGCUUUUUCGGUCCCCGAGCAACAAAUGGAUCCUACGAUCUGGAGCCCAGAUCUUGAAAUCGACCCAACCUUGAUGAAGAUGGAACCUCAGCAGGAUCAGCUACCACUGUACUCUUGGCCUCCGGCUGAGAGCCUUCAGUAUGAGGGCCAUGCGACUCAGAUGAAUCAGCCCCAUCUCGACUCCCGUUGA
Messenger RNA from Penicillium salamii, 966 nucleotides. Lineage: Eukaryota; Fungi; Ascomycota; Eurotiomycetes; Eurotiales; Aspergillaceae. The record is from the annotation of a GenBank genome assembly.